AACCCUAUACUUGACAUUGUGCACUUACAUGCACAUCGUAUUCAGUUUUUUUUUUUUAACAAAAUCUAACAUCGAAUCUUUUUAAGAAUAACUCUAAGUGACUUCGUAAACGUCUCUUUACGUAAGAAAAAGAAAUCUAUAUUUGUCUCGCUCACACAUUGUCAGUGGUGAACAAAAUGGCGAGCCGUCGGUCAGCGCCUGCGCAACGCUCUAUGACUAGAAGUCGAAAAAUUCUAGCUUUGGUGCCUAAAUGCGGAGCUAAGUCUGAUGUAGAAUCUAGCGAAUCUUCGGAAGAUGAAUUCCAGAUGUGUAGGCCUCAUCAAGAUGUCUCCGAAGACAGUUCUCCUGUCCGAUCAAUAGCGUCAUCUGUCGAAAAUGUAAAUAUCUCUGAUAGUGAUGACUGUGAGUAUCGAGAAAUAUACGCCGUUGCUUCUGUCCAUGAAGAGCCGAGAUUCGGACACAACACUACUGACUCUAUUCCAUACUCCCCUUCUAUUCUUCAACAUGAUCCUGACAUUAUACCGCCUUCACCAUCAGUUUAUAUUCCACCAUCACCAUCUAUAGACUCAAUCUGCAGUCCCGCAUCUUCAGCACCUACCGCAUCUUCAGCACCUGCUGCACCUUCAGCACCUGCUACCGCAGCUACCGUGCGUCUUCGGCGUUAUAAAAAAACUCCGGUUAUCGUAAAGAAAACAAUAUUGAAACCUAUUAAAAUGUCUGUUAAAUGGACCAGAACGAAAUUUCAAGGAUCAGCAGAUAUAGAAGAUAAUAUGUUUUUCAAUUCUACUGAUAUUGAAAAAUCGCCGCUUGAUUACUUUAACCUAUUUUUUACUGACGAUAUACUAGAACUUAUUGUAUACCAUUCUAAUUUAUAUUCGGUACAAAAGAAGGGCACUUCAAUUAAUAUAACCAAAGACGAUAUAAAAGAUUUCAUAGCUAUAAAUAUUUUAAUGGGUGUUGUAGACAUGCCGGCAUAUACUGAUUACUGGUCCAAUGACUUUAAGUACCAAAGAAUUUCCGACGUCAUGACAUUGAAGAAAUUUCAAUUAAUUCGACGAUACAUUCACUUCAAUGAUAACCUUAAAGAUGACGGUGACAGGUACUAUAAAAUAAGACCGCUUGUAGAAAAAGUUCGUCGUAACUAUGCGUCUAAUAUUCCUGAAGGAAAACGAUUCAGCAUCGACGAGAUGAUGGUGCCUUAUAAGGGUACUAGAGCUGGGAGCCGAAAACAAUAUGUACGCAAUAAACCCAAAAAAUGGGGCUUUAAGUUUUUUGUCCGUGCUUCUCCAUCUGGCCUCGUACAUGAUUUUAUUAUUUAUGGAGGAGAAGAUACUUUUAGACACCAUACUUUUUCUGAAAAAGAAAAAGGAAUGGGUCUUGGAGCCAAAGUUGUAAUAGCUUUGGCCAAAUCUAUCAAGCAAAAACCAUGCUCCGUACUUUACUUCGACAACUUUUUUACGUCAAUUGAAUUGAUGCAUCACCUAAGGAAUGAGUAUGGUAUAUUCUCCUUAGGUACAGUCAGGACAAAUCGACUUCGUGGGGCAGAAAAAAAAUUACCAUCUGAUAAGGAGUUGAAGAAAAAGGGCAGGGGAGCUUUUGCACAAGUCGUGUCUAACGAACACAAUAUCGCAGUUGUGAAGUGGUUCGACAACAAGUUUGUUGUGGCUGCAAGCACUUAUGUCGACGCUCACCCUGUACAGAAUAUAAUGCGGUACAAGAAAGAAGAAAAGAAAAAAGGUCUGGUCACGUGCCCAAAUUUAAUAAAGCACUACAACGGAAAUAUGGGUGGAGUUGAUCUAGCAGACAUGUUAGUUGCUUUAUAUCGUACUGAUUUGAAAGGCCAUCGUUGGUAUUUAGUAUUGUUUUCACAGAUUCUGGACAUCUGCGUCAAUAAUGCCUGGUUGCUGUAUCGUCACGAGAAUAGUAGUAAACCAAAACUUUUGCCACUCAAAAAGUUUCGAGUCGCUUUAUUUAGGCAACUGCGUUUUUUUGAGAGGAGUUCUGAUCUACAACCUGAUACUCUUUCCAAAUCAGUGAAUCUAGAAGAAAUAAAUAUUACUCAAUGA
Molecule: messenger RNA, 2066 nt
Organism: Trichoplusia ni (cabbage looper)
Lineage: Eukaryota; Metazoa; Arthropoda; Insecta; Lepidoptera; Noctuidae
Product: piggyBac transposable element-derived protein 3-like
Exons: 2
Coding region: 177-2066 (629 amino acids)
Source: RefSeq, a predicted model, not a curated record